Molecule: messenger RNA, 3388 nt
Organism: Malaclemys terrapin pileata
Lineage: Eukaryota; Metazoa; Chordata; Testudines; Emydidae
Gene: CUEDC2
Product: CUE domain containing 2
Exons: 9
Coding region: 2114-2971 (285 amino acids)
Molecular function (GO): ubiquitin binding
Source: RefSeq, a predicted model, not a curated record
AUUGUUACAUUUUAUUGUUACAGUUCUCACGCAUAGCAAUAGCAACCAGCCUCAUGGAAAUGACCAAAAUCUCUUCUCCUACCAGCAGAAUGUCAUGAUGGUUCUGAGUAAGAGGGUGAUGAACUCACUCCAGGAGUGACUGUAAAAAGGACAUCCCAAGUGCUCUAUAUUGAUUGUCCAUCCACGGUUUCUGUAAAGGCUAAUGACCUUUCUUGGACUUGCAAACUCAGGGAAUUUACUAGUGACCAGCGAUUGCAGGGUGGGCUUGGCAUCUGCAGAACUGCUGCUCAGUACAGUCUCCCCAACAAUGAGAUUCUGAGGUCAGAAUUUUUCUAGUUGGGUUGAUGAUGCUUGAAGCAGAAGAGAAUCUAGCUCUUCUAUGGAUAAAAAGCUGCAAGGUUGAUGAAUGCAAACUGAUUUUUGCCAGUCAACUAAGAAGAUACGAUUCAUUUAAAAAAACACAUGGACAGCAGAGAGGUGUUUGUUUAUAAUCAGAUUCCAUACUUGAAGAUAUGACAUUUGCAGAAGCAAGAAAAUUACUAGCAAAGAGUCCUCCUAAGCCGAAAUGGAAAAGCAGUGCAACAAGCAGACACAUAAAGGGGUGGCAUGUGGCCUAAUAAGAGGGUACUUUCUUGCUUUUGUUUUAUUGCAAUGUUAUGAAAUGGGAAUUUUCAUGUUGCAAUUACUGCAAAGAAGCCUUUUUGGUUAAUAAUAAUACAUUUGUCUUGCUGGAGAUGUCUUCCUUCCUUUGUUGUUUUUGCAGGUAUGUUAUUUAUCUAGGUUCUUUUUUUGAUGCCCUCACUGUGAGCAUUUGAGCAUCUCAAAGAAGAAUGAUGUCAAUGAUGCCUCAUUAUUACUUACCUAUGGGAAAGAGUCAGGCAGGGGAGGGGUCUUUUAACUAUUACAUUUAGAAAAGUGGGAAGUGGCAGAAGGCUGCAAUUGCAGAAGAGCUUGGGACAACAAAUGGGUUUGCCUUUUAGCUCUUAACAAAUUGAGAUUGGUGGUGUUUCUUAUUCCAGCUGAUAAUGAGUACUGUAGUUUGGGUCCAGCUGCUGUGAAGUUCUGUCUUCAGUUCUGUCUGUAAUGAGCCUCCCCCACUGUGCCGGUGAAAUGGAGCUGGAGCUGUCGUGGGAAGUUUUGGUGGCACAGGGAAAGAUGUCCUUCAGGACCCAUUCCAGGCAAGACUGAAAACCAGGAGAGCAACCUUGAACUGGACUUAGUCCAGCAGGGAGCCAGUGCAGGGACAAGCAAAUCAGGGUAACGUGUUCCCAGCAACCUUUGCUGCUGAGCAGAAGAGCUGCUGUAUUUUGAAUUCCCGACACCUUUGUCAUGACUUGGGGCUUGCUUAAUUCCUAAGUAUAGAGAACUGCAGUAGCUGGGCCUAGGUGUUACAAAGAUGUAGAUCAUAUGGCCAGAUCUGAGUCCAGUAGGAGUGGGUGUGCCCCUCUGGCCAGCAGCAGAUGGAAGUGGGUGUAUUUCAUCAGUGUGUGUGUUGUUGCACAGGCUCAGUGCAGAGACUCGGAGGACCUCAACCAGACCACAGCAACAAUCUGAUGGCAGAUGCCUUUGAUAAAUGGAGCUGUUAUAGAAUGAGGGAGUUUCUUCUCCCCCACCAGUAUUGCUACAGUUUUGUCUGGGCUCAUCUUCAGCCAGCCACUCUUCAUCCAGGUGCUAAUCUCAGCUAGGCAAUGAGAAAGCUGGGUGACAGGGUUAUCGCUGUUUGAUGUAAAGGAUGCACUGAGCUGGGUGUCAUCUGGGUUCGUCUGGCAUUCCAGCUCGUGGUCGCCCACUAACUGCCACAGUGGCUUCUUAGGGAGGUUGAUAGGAGGGGGAUUUAGCCUUGUGCAGCCUCUCACAUGUGAGUCUUCUAGGGAGAGGUGCAAUUGCCCAUAGUGACCCUGAGAAGAGGAGGAGCUGCCGCCUAGGUUGGCAAAAACCCUGGCGCCACUCCUGUGCAGGACAGGAAAGUUUAAUGAUCAACAGUAUCAAAUGCUGCAUCGGAGUCCACCAGGAGGAGUAUAGAUGGUCUUCCCUGCAUCCCACAACCCGUUUAGUUUAACAAAGAGAAGAAUACGGGGUGACUGGAUCACAGUCUAAACCCAUUUAAAGAGACAUGGAUCUUGAAAGAAUCAUUCGAGACUCUCUGACAUGCUUCAUCCAGUCCCACAUCCCUGAUGCCGAUCUCAGUGGGAUGGAUGAAGUCUUCUUCUCCUAUAUCGCUAGUGUUCUGGAAGAACUAGGCUCACCAGAGUCGUCCGAGGAGAACUUUGAUAUGGACACCUUUGUGGAAAUGAUGGAGGCGUAUAUCCCUGGCUUUGCAGAAAUCAACAGUGGGAACAUUUGUGAAAUGAUGUUUGCCCUCUCGGAAAGGCUCAGCGAAGCUCGCAACAAAGGAAAGGUUUGUCAAAAGGCUGUGGAGAGCGUGAGCAGAGCCCCUGCUGAAGAGCUGAACCAGAGCGAUGAGCAGGGGGCAGGAGCUUCUGAUGAGAGGAGGCUGCAUAUACCAGCAGAGGGAGCUGUAGCUCAGGGAGCAGAAGGUGACCUGAAGGAUGGGGUGGAGCUGCUCCUGGAGAUGUUCCCAGCCUGCACCCUCAGCCAGGCUCAGAAGGCACUGGCCAUGGUGCUGGGAAACCUGGAAGAGGCGGUGCAGUUACUGGUGGAGGAGAAGGUGGAACCUGGCCCAGUGGGCGCUAACAUGAAGGAGACUGCAAGGCCCCGCCGAGCACCCAAACAAGAGGACCUCAAACGAUUUAUCUUACAGAAAUACAUGAUGGUGGACAGCGAGGAGGACCAGAAAACACACAGGCCGGUGCCACCAAAGGAGGCUCCCAAGAAACUGAUCCGCUACAUUGACAACCAGGUGGUGAGUACAAAGGGAGAAAGAUACAAAGACAUUAAGAAGCCAGAGAGUGAGGAGAUGAAGAGAACUUACAUCAGCCUCAAGCCAGCCAAGAAAUACAAAUUCCACUGAUGACGAUCCCUUGGAGGGAACGUCCCUCUACCCUGCUGCCUGAGGCAUGGAGGGACAGCCCUGGGGCAGGAAGGGUGAGAGGGGCCUUCUACACUCCUCUAACUGGAACUAACCUACCACUGGGAGCCAGCAUGCUGCUGUCAGCCUGUAAUUAUAGCAUGAUGCCAUGGAGGAGCCUGUUCAGCAACGCUGUUUGUGUAACCCUCCAAAUUGUCCCUCUGCAGCCAGGAGCCAGCUGUCGCUAUGGCAAAUUUGACCAACCCGGCUGCUGUGUGUCCUGGACCUCUCUGCCAUUCCUUGCAUGGGGAUUUUUUAUAGCUAAUGUGUGGCUAGUGCAGUUGACAGCCGUCUUUUUAAAUGUGUGUGCAAUGGUGUUGAUUGUGACUGUUAGUAAAGAUGGUGUGAAUCAGUGUGGAA